UAAUAAUAAUUUGCCUUAUUUUAUCCCCAAAAAACUCGACCAGCGGAACCAGAAGAGACUCGACCGAACGAUACACACGCAGAUGUUGUUUGUAUAUAUAUGUACAUGUAAAUCAAGCAUCAACUGCUCUGAUCUGAUCUCUGCUAAGCCGACGACAUUCUCAUUCUCGGUUAUCUGCAGAUCUUGAGCUGAUUUUUUUAGUUCGUUUAGUAAGAAAUUCUUGUGGUGGAUCGAGGAGGUUUAGUUGUGUAUAUACUGGGAUCGAAAUUAGCUUUGAUUUGAUGGUUUUGGUGCUUUUUUGAGUGCCGAAUGUGGAUCUUGUCAAAUCGAUAGACUUUGAAGCGGUUGUUUGAGCCUUCAGUGUUGCAGAGUUGACUCAAGAAAGGAGGAGCACUUCAUGAGGUGUAGGGUUGUCAGAUAUCAACCAUUUAGGCUUUGAUUCGUGAUAUUGAGAUGGGGUGCCAAUGCUCCAAGCUCACGCCAUGCUGCUGGGAUUCUCAGUUCAAGGCUGCUGUUCUCGAAGUUCCUGAUGUUGAGAAUGAGGAGAAGAGUGAGGUUGAUAACUUGCCUGCGUUUCAUGAAUUCACAUUUGAACAGCUUAAAAAUGCAACUUCCGGGUUUGCAGUUGAGAACAUUGUAUCUGAACAUGGGGAGAAGGCUCCAAAUGUUGUUUACAAAGGAAAGAUGCAGAAUCAGAGGAGAAUUGCUGUUAAGCGCUUUAACAGAGUGGCAUGGCCUGAUGCACGACAAUUUCUGGAGGAAGCUAAAACUGUGGGACAGCUACGCCACAACAGAUUGGUGAAUUUGCUUGGUUGUUGUUGUGAAGGUGAUGAGAGGUUGCUUGUGGCAGAAUAUAUACCCAAUGAGACACUUGCAAAACACCUUUUUCAUUGGGAAGCACAACCUAUGAAAUGGGCAAUGCGAUUACGGGUUGUUCUACAUCUUGCACAAGCUCUAGAAUACUGCACAAGCAAAGGCCGUGCUCUUUAUCAUGAUCUUAAUGCUUAUAGAAUUUUAUUUGAUGAGGAUAGUAAUCCAAGACUUUCAACCUUUGGCCUGAUGAAAAAUAGCAGAGACGGAAAAAGUUAUAGUACAAAUCUGGCAUUUACUCCUCCCGAAUAUUUAAGAACGGGUCGAGUGACUCCAGAAAGUGUAAUAUAUAGCUUCGGCACUCUUUUGCUUGACCUCCUGAGUGGGAAGCACAUCCCUCCAAGCCAUGCACUUGACCUGAUAAGGGACAGAAAUCUCCAGAGUCUUACAGAUUCUUGCUUGGAGGGACAGUUUUCUGAGAAUGAUGGGACUGAGUUAGUACGCUUAGCUUCUCGAUGUCUACAGUAUGAACCCCGAGAAAGGCCAAAUCCCAAAUCAUUAGUGGCUGCUUUGACUCCUCUUCAGAAGGAAACUGAGGUUCCUUCACAUGUCUUGAUGGGUGUCCCACACAGUACCUCAGUCUCUCCUUUGACUCCACUUGGCGAGGCUUGCUCAAGGAGGGACUUGACUGCCAUACAUGAGAUUUUAGAUAACAUUGGCUAUAAAGAUGAUGAAGGAGUGACAAACGAGCUCUCCUUCCAAAUGUGGACUGAUGAAAUGCAGGACACAUUGAAUAUAAAGAAAAAGGGUGACUCUGCUUUCAAGCAGAAAGAUUUUAGAACUGCAAUUGAGUUGUACACUCAGUUCAUUGAUGUUGGAACCAUGGUAUCUCCUACAGUACAUGCACGCCGCAGUUUGUCUUAUCUCAUGAGCGAUAUGCCUCAAGAAGCCAUAAGUGAUGCAAUGCAAGCCCAAAUUAUAUCUCCUGUAUGGCACAUUGCAUCUUAUCUUCAGGCUGUCUCCCUUGCUGCACUUGGAAUGGAUAAUGAAGCACAAGUAGCACUCAAGGAGGGAACAACGCUAGAAGCCGAGAAGAAAACUUCAAAUGCGGAACAAAAGUAAAGAGUGCAGAUUUAUACGACACUUCACUGCUUUCCAGUUUUGGUGAUCCAUUGAUGAAUUUGACCGGUGGUAUUGCUUGCUGCAACGAUUCAGAAUCCUGCAAUCCUGCCGCAGAUUACCAAAUCUUCUCAUUUUAGCAUUUUCAGCCAAAGCGAUAUUUGGAUGCCUGUAGGUUUUUGGCUAUUUCUUCUUUUCUUUUUUUUUUCUACCGUGGUAUGUGAGAAAUUUAAUUCUUUUGAAAUGUGAUCAAUUGUGCCUUUACGCAUGUGUGGUUUCUCCUGCCACUUCACAUUGUAGACAAAAGCUUAUGGUUUAUGAAGUUUGAAAUAGAGAAUACGAAGGUGGAUGGGAGAGACAAAAUUAUAUUCAAGCUUAAGUUAUGUAUAGGGACUAUGCCCAGUUUUUCCUGCUAAUACACCAUAUCUAUGUGGU
Messenger RNA from Tripterygium wilfordii, 2364 nucleotides. RefSeq names its product serine/threonine-protein kinase BSK3-like. Bases 454 to 1932 code for a protein of 492 amino acids. Lineage: Eukaryota; Viridiplantae; Streptophyta; Magnoliopsida; Celastrales; Celastraceae. Gene Ontology annotation, biological process: protein phosphorylation; brassinosteroid mediated signaling pathway. Gene Ontology annotation, molecular function: ATP binding; protein kinase activity; protein binding. The record is from RefSeq and is a predicted model, not a curated record. The transcript has 11 exons.